Messenger RNA from Arctia plantaginis, 720 nucleotides. The record is from the annotation of a GenBank genome assembly. NCBI's taxonomy places the organism in Eukaryota, Metazoa, Arthropoda, Insecta, Lepidoptera, Erebidae.
AUGGCCACGAAAUAUGUUGAAUGGGGUUGUUGCGCGAAGGAUAAUGAAACUGAUGAAAAUUUGGUAGAUGAAAAAUUCAUUAAAUGCACCAGUUGCGGGAAAUCUUAUCACUACGCAUGUUUAUCUGUCACGGAAUCUCCAAACAAAUCUUGGAAAUGUCCCACAUGUUUAAGUUGCGCUCCUAAAGUUAAUAGGAAGGACUCAACUCCUAUACGUAACGUGCAGAUGAACAGAGGCAACAAAAGAGUCGCUAUUGGCUCACCAUCGCCGCCACCAAUAGCAAGUAACAAGGAUGAGAUACGGACUAUGAUCCGAGAUAUAAUAAAAACAGAAUUCAAUCUAAUUUUGACACAAUUCAACAAAACAGUAGUCAGCACAAUAAAUCAAGAAAUGGAACCUAUUAGAAAAGAAAUUCAAGAAGUAGUGGCAUCAAUGUCAUUCAUGAAUGACAGAUUUGAAGCCUUCGAGAAAAGUCAACAAUUUACUGUUGAAGUCAUCAAAAACCUUGAAUCUGAAAAUAAAGAUGGUUUCUCGGUUGUGGCACCUGAAGUAGCAGUACCCGGAAAAACUACGGCAAUUCUCGUGACUCUUCAUGGGAGAGCCGGCGAUACAAAUCUAGACCCACUUAACGUUACGGUUAGGCUUGAAACUCAAGACGCUGAUAAUGAUGUGAAACUUCUGACUACUGCCAGCCAAAUGAUCACAGGUACGUGUUUGUAG